Molecule: messenger RNA, 2725 nt
Organism: Microstroma glucosiphilum
Lineage: Eukaryota; Fungi; Basidiomycota; Exobasidiomycetes; Microstromatales; Microstromataceae
Product: DCP2-domain-containing protein
Exons: 3
Coding region: 244-2598 (784 amino acids)
Biological process (GO): deadenylation-dependent decapping of nuclear-transcribed mRNA; nuclear-transcribed mRNA catabolic process, nonsense-mediated decay
Cellular component (GO): cytoplasm; P-body
Molecular function (GO): 5'-(N(7)-methylguanosine 5'-triphospho)-[mRNA] hydrolase activity; manganese ion binding; RNA binding
Source: RefSeq, a predicted model, not a curated record
CCACCAUUUCACCACUGUCUAACCAUAUCACCUCACAAGGGAGGAACAUUCCGGCCAUUCACCUAUAAGCCUCCGUCCUCGUCGCAUCCAGUUCAGCCAUCUUCGAUCCACCACCAUACCCGAUAUCCGGUCCUGCGAGUUUAUUCAAACAAGCCACCUCCUCCUCAUAGAGGACAGCCCAACGCCGUUACCAGGUCACUGCUUCCGCUGAUACCUAGCCUGACACUAUAAUCUCUGCUGGAGAUGACAGGCGCUAAUACUUCGGCAGCAUCAUCGGGAGCCAGCAAUCAAUGGGCAUCACUGAGCUUCGUGGAGGUCUUGGAGGACCUCAGCUCCAGAUUUAUCGUCAAUCUGCCCAGCGAGGAGUUGCAGAGGAUAGAGAGGAUAUGUUUUCAAGUCGAGCAGGCACACUGGUUCUACGAAGACUUCCUACGCCCUCUCAAUCCCAAGCUUCCCUCUCUCAAUCUGCGCAAAUUCUCCAUCUACAUUCUGCAGACGGCAUCGCUCUCUGUACCUCUCAUCCGACAGUACGUAUCCAGUAACAAUGAUGCCAACAGUAGCGGGACAAUCCAAGACUUGUCAGCCCUAGGAGGACAGACCUACGGAUUGGAGGCCGCAUUUGAUGAGUUUAUGAAGUACAAGACCAGAGUGCCCGUCUGCGGCGCGGUCUUGCUCUCGGAAGACUUCAAGAGCUGCGUGUUGGUAAAAGGAUGGAGGUCGAGUGCGGCCUGGGGCUUUCCCAAAGGCAAGAUCAACCAAUCUGAGUCGCACAGGGAUUGCGCAGUGCGGGAGACACUGGAGGAGACAGGCUUCGAUUGCUCUGAGCUCUUGGCUCCAGAAUCCCCCCACUGGAUGGAGCUCAAUGUCAGGGAACAAAAGAUGAGGCUGUACAUCGUGCCAGGGGUACGGAAAGAUACCGUCUUUGAGACGCAAACGAGGAAAGAGAUCAGCAAAAUCUCUUGGUUCAAGCUCUCGGAUCUGCCUACAUGGAAGCAGUCUCAGGCGGGAGGUGGGGGCGGUCUGGCAAGCGCUAAUGCUGGCGCGAAGUUCUACCUGGUCACACCCUUCAUCGGCAAAUUGAAGCAAUGGAUCCGUGACAACAAGAAAAGAGUCCAAAUUGAACAAGGCGGUAUCCCAGGCGCAGACUUGGAGCAGUCAUCGGCCAUGGCAUCCACUGAAUCCACCGCUAUGCGAGUCGCUCCAGCACAGCCUCUAGCUGAGCAAGCUACAACAGCACCUUCCUCCCUUUCCCAGUCAAAUGGCGACUCUGCGACGUUGCUAGCCCUGCUCCAAGGCUCGAAUGCUCGGCCCGCGCCGCCACCUGCUCAGUCCUUGGGCACCUUCAAUCCUCACGCUCAUCAAUCGGUGGUCCCUCCAGUGCUAGCCUCCGGCCCAGCUGCAUCUGCUGCCUCAUCUCGAACAACUCACUACCCACAGCCGUCGGAUCCUGAGCAAAUUCUCGCACAACAGUUGCAGAACCAACAUCUCUCUGCUCCCAGUAGCCAGUCUCCCCUUCCAGCACCAAGAGCGGCAAAGAGCAGUGGCGGGACACUCAAACUGUUGGAAAUGCUGAGUCCCAAUGCCCCUGCUGCACAGCCGGCCGCGCUGGCGAGUGAGAAUCCAGCUCCUGGGCAGGAUUUGGGAGAAGAACACGAGAGGGCAAGGAAGAGGGAGGCGCUGCUGUUACAAUUGAUGGGAGGCGAUAUUGAGCCUUCUUCCCAACAGGGCGCCAAAGCGAGUGGGACGCAUCAGCACAACUCUCCUGAUGGAUUCGGUCAAUUCGCUGAGCGACCGAAUACAGCGAUCCCGAAGACAGCAAAGGAGGCUUCGCUUCUAGCGAUGCUGCAAAAUGGAGACGGCUUUCUUGAACAGGCGCCUCAGCAGUGGCAGCAGCAGCAACAUGAAGCUACCCACGUUGUUGGUCCCCCGGCUCCACCUCUCAAUGUCAUGCAUGACCAACGCGAUCAACAUCAAGCUACUGGAACCUAUCCGCAAGGGGGAGCCAAUGGUCCCUACUUGUCCCCUCCACCUCCACCUCAUGCCGUCGCGGGAAUUCACUCGCCAGAUGUGGGUCGGGCAUCACUACUUGCCAUGCUGAACGCGGGACCGGUCACAUCAAGUAGGGGAGCGCCCCAGAACCUUCAACAGCAAGCUCACAUGUACCCACAGCCAGUGCCGUAUCCUCACCACCUGCCUAGCAUGCCCCUUUCAGGUCCUCCACCUCCGCACAUUCAACACUCUGGCUUUCCGCCUUGGCAGCAAUACCCGCAACAUCCUCAUGGCCCCCAAUCUGCUCAGCCUGGCUUUCCGCCGGGUCCGAUGCCGCCGAUGGCUCACAUGCCGCCGAUGGCGGGACCUCCCUUUUCCUCCCAACAUCAUUCUCAAGGUCAAUUCCACCAGCAGCCGCACAAUGAUGGCCGAGGUCUUGGCUUGCCAGAAGUACAGAACGGAGGGGGAGGACAAUUUGGGCCUCCCUUGCCCUUUUCGCCUCCGAUGCAGCAGAAUGUGGGUGUACCUAAUGGUCCUGCAGGCGGUCCUGCACCGCCAAAGCAGAACGGCAAUACAGGUGGGCUUCUAGCUUUGCUGAAUGGGCCCUAAUUUGAUUACAGGUGCGGUGCAUUGAUCGGAAGUGUGUAAGCGAGGAGCUCUCAAUUGUCGCUCUUGCCAAAGCUGUUUCCGCCCUCUUGUUGCAGUAUGCUUGUACCACCAGACUGUACGAUUGUAG